Messenger RNA from Hyposmocoma kahamanoa, 4241 nucleotides. RefSeq lists its product as uncharacterized. NCBI's taxonomy places the organism in Eukaryota, Metazoa, Arthropoda, Insecta, Lepidoptera, Cosmopterigidae. Gene Ontology annotation, cellular component: nucleus. The transcript has 11 exons. Bases 207 to 4241 code for a protein of 1344 amino acids. Gene Ontology annotation, molecular function: zinc ion binding. The record is from RefSeq and is a predicted model, not a curated record. Gene Ontology annotation, biological process: regulation of DNA-templated transcription.
GUGCUCGGCAGGUAAAUAUCGUCGUUGUGUUAGAGAUAAUUUAUUUUUAUUUAUUGGUUUUUCGACACGAAAACGGGAUUGUAAUUCUUGAAAUAAUCCUUAUAGACUUGUUCUUUGCACUGAUAUACUUAAAUGCAGCGAAUAAUGAAUUGUACAAGAUAAUCGAGUACCUGUAAUGAAUUCGAUAACGUUCACGGUGUCGAGAAAUGGAGAAACAACAGAGUAAUUCACUUCAAAACUUUGAUGACUCAAAAUCGGAAAUUUUGAAAAAAAGGCUACUGAAAUCUGCGAGCGCCUCCGGCAACAACAACUCGCCGCAAAAUAGCUCGCAGAAUGUGGUACUGAAUACGAUACGUGCGCCAACGUCGAGCAGCAUGAUCGUGUCCUCUGUGCAAGCGCCGCAAAGCUCGAUGCCUAUCACACACAGCCUUGUGACCCACUCAAUUGCUCCUGUGAAGAUUCAUACCAAUAGCACACCAUACCCUUUGCAGCUGUCCACCGUACAUGUACCAGUGCAAAUACCAGGAUCCACUUCUAAUAUCAAUGUACCAGUGCAGCUUUCCAGCUCUACAAGCAGCGUGCCAAUACAGAUAGCACCAGUGAGCUUACCAUUACAAAUGUCCGGGACCACAAGUGUUCCUGUGCAAUUGCCAGCUGGUGAGACAAUAAAUGUCCCACUUCAGCUUCCUGGUGCCAGUCAGAACAUACUGACAUCACCAGCUAUGCCCUCUAUGCCCAUAUUGCAAAACUCCAAUCAACCUCUGGGUUCUAUAUUUCAUGUGCACAUGGGGUCGAACCCUCGUUCAGGGAAUAUGGAUGGCAUUUCUGAUAUGACUGUAUCAAGUUCAUCCCAAAUUCAAUUGCCGGACUCAUCGGGAGGUCAUGUGAAAGUUAACACAACUUCAUCAGUGUCUCAAGUGCAAAUGGCUUCAAGCCCUGCUGUGGUGCAGAUUCCGAAUUCAUCGAGUAAUUCAAUACAACUCACUCUACCAAACACAAAUACGGGAGCAGUGCAACUGAGAGGUACUGCAAGAGCUGUGCCCCAUGUGGUGUAUAUCCAAACACCAACUGGCCUUAAACCUGUGACAAGUACUGAUGUCAUAAGCCAAGCCAGCACCAGUGGGAAUCCACCUCAAAUUAUUGUAAGGAGACCUGUAACAAGUAACUCUAAUAUUUUAAUAUCAAAUGUAUCAAGUAAACCCAACAUAGCCCCUAAACCCGGGCAGAAGUCUUCAAUACUGGCUCCAGCCAAUACGGCCCAGCCCAUUGUCAUUCAAAAGCCAAAAACAAAUGACAAAAUGAUGGUUCCUGUGAGCAUUGCACCUGGAAACCAGGGCAAACAGACCAUAGCCUACUUGAGUUCAGUGAAAAAAUCAAAACAGUUACCUGAAAAUCAAUCAAUACUAAUAUCUAACAAUCAAUCAAAUGUUAACACAAAUAACCAAAAACUAUUCCUGACCCCAAUGAAUAUGCCAAAAAUACAAAAUACCAAGUUCAUUUUACCUGUCACUUUACCAGCAACUAUGGCUACAAAAGGGCCCAUAAUAAAUCUCCAAAUUGCUAAUGGGCAAAUUCAAAACGAUCCCCAAGGCAACAGCAUUACUGUUAUGAGGGACACAGGUCCUACAGAGUCUUCCGAGAUGCCUCCACUGCAGCCUUUAGCCAAAGUGAUCAAUAUGAAUGGAAAAGAAAGUUUUAAUGCUAAUUCAGUGCCCCAAAGUCCUAAAAGUGAUAAGACAUUUACAGUCUCUAUCCAAGGGUCUAGAGCUGAGCCCACUGGAGAACAGGGGGAGUAUACCUUGUCUAUUCCAGAAACAAAUGCAGCAAUGAAUGAUGACAUUUACACAGUGUCCAUUGCUGAUGAAGAGGGUGGUCAAACACAAGAGUCUUUCACAUUGGCUAUACCAGAAAAAGGAAAGAGUUUGCUAAACAAGAAUGUAAUUGACAGGAACGACUUGACGCCGGUUCCCGUAGCUGCGCCCGCGAUUCUUCGACGCUCUUAUUCUGACAAUAGUGACAGGAAAACUGCAAUGAAUACAAACAUAAAGAGGCGGAUUUCUCUUUGUAAUGAAAAUUUAUCUGUUAAAAGUUAUAAGCCAAGUAUAUUUCCUGCCAAAAAUGAUAAUCACAAUGAAGCAACAGAAACCAAUGACGACCAUCGCGUGCCAUCGCUGUUUUGCGAUGAAAAACUCGAGGAAGUGAAAGUCAACAUAGAAGAUUCUGAUAAUGAAGAUUACAAAGAUAUGAAAGGUGAGAAUGAUAAACACAACCAUCAAAACUACUAUCACAAAAUUGAUAAUCUUAUGAAAAGGGAUCCAUCACAUAGGUUGAAAGGAGAUAGUUUUGAUUAUACUUUGGAGGAAGAUCCUCCUGGUUUGAUUUGGAAUAACGGGGUUGCUCAUCUUCAAGGGAGCGGGCUGCAGUUCCACACUAAUGAGUUUGGACUUAUUGACGUCAUUGAUGUCAGUGACGCCGAUGAGAUGUUGAUGCCGAGCGCUAAGUAUCAGACGCCGCUUAAGCAGCGGUUGGAGAGAGGAGGGCGGGAGAAGAAACCGACAUCACCAGAGGACAUGUACCGAUGCGACGGGUGUGGCUGCCACGGCAUGGCCGCAGAAUUCAUCACCCCUAACUUUUGCAGCAUUGCUUGCCAGAGUGAUGUGCAAAAGCUAAUGCAGAAGAAAAAAGACAGAGAAAAGAUAGAGUUGAUAAAAAGACGAAAUAGAAUGAAGAAGUUGCUAAUGAGAAAACAGCUCUCUGAUACUGAUUUACUUAUAGAAAAUAGAGAAGAUAGAGUUUCAUUAAAACAUUACGACUCGAUGCCGACAGAUCAACUAUCAGACGUCGUCAAAGUGGAAGAUAUGAUUGAGAACGAAAAGUAUCCAUGGAUGUGCGGGAAGAAUGGUUUUUCGUGGAUGCGCUAUUUGGAUAUUUGUAAAGCUAAGGCUGCUCCUGUGAAGCUGUUCAAAGAUCCAUUCCCAUAUAACAGAAAUAAUUUCAAAGUGGGAAUGCGCAUGGAAGCGAUUGAUCCGCAACACCCGUCGCUGUUUUGCGUAGUGUCGGUGGCUGAAGUACAAGGGUACCGGAUGCGGCUCCACUUUGACGAGUAUCUGGAUAUAUUUGACUACUGGGUUAACGCGGACUGCCCGGAUAUCUUUCCGGCAGGGUGGUGCGAGAAGAACGGGCGCUCGCUGAAGCCUCCCGCCAGUUACACGAGGAGUAACUUCUCUUGGCCGAUGUAUCUGAAGCAGGCACACGCUAUUGCUGCGCCGAAACAACUCUUCCCACAUGUGACUACGCCUUUGAUAAAACCAAACGGCUUCCGGAUUGGUAUGAAGCUGGAGGCGGAGGACCGCAAGAACGACCUGGUGUGCGUGGCUACGAUCGCCGAUAUGCUGGAUAAUAGGCUACUUAUCAACUUCGACUCCUGGGACGAGAUGUACGACUUUUGGGUGGACCCUACUUCUCCAUACAUUCACCCUGUUGGUUGGGCUGAGGAGAACGGCGUCUCGCUUACUCCGCCUAAUUUUUACAAGGAUCCGGAUUCAUUCUCAUGGGAGAGUUACCUGGAGGAGACAUGUGCGUCGGCGGCGCCACCGCGCGCCUUUAAGACGCGCUCGCCGCAGGGAUUCAAGCCUGGCAUGAAGCUUGAAGUGGUCGAUCCUAGGGUGCCGUUCCUGAUCCGCGUCGCGACAAUAAGCGAAGUGCGCGGGCACCAGGUGCUGGUGGCGUUCGACGGCUGGCCGGCCGAGCUGGCCGUGUGGCUGGACGACGACUCGCCCGACCUCCAUCCCGUCGGCUGGUGCCUCAAGACGCAGCACCCGCUCGAGCCCCCGCUCACGCCGGAAGAGCUGGGCGUGCGCGGCCCGUGCGGCGUGGGCGGCUGCCGCGGCCUGGGCUCGCUGCGCGGCGGGCCGCUCAAGCAGCACUCGGCGGCGUCGGCCUGCCCCUACCGCUCGCGCGCCACGCCCGUGCUGCCCGACCGCCUCAGCGAGCGCGCGCCCUCGCCCGACCGCGUGCUGCCCCGCUCGCGCAGGGUUCCCGCCAAGCCCAAGUCGAUCCACGCGAGCACGCCCACCGGCGACGCGCCCAAGGAAAAGUUGCCGCGCGGGAGACCGCCCAAGCACAAGAGAAUCGAGGAGGUGUCCAAGAACGAGGAGCUGGUGGACUGCGUCAAGCUGCGCCUGGGGCCCGCCAUCAAGGUGUACUCCGCCGUGCGGCAGCUGCGCGAGACGCUCACGUGA